GCUAACCGCAAGCAAAUCCUAUUGGCCUUUGUAGCAAGCCGCGGUUAAGGCUUUUCUUUCCUCAAGCCGGACGUGUUGUGAGGGGGACUUGAUUGGACGUUACUCUCGUACCCGGAAGCUUGCAAAGGGGAAAAAAAAAAGAUGGCUUCUGUGCUUAGUCUGGUUUCUUCUCCCAAGAUUUCGGGGAGAUUUUAUUAUCUCUUCGCCGCUGUAAGAAACGGAAACUGUGCGCCUGGCCCGGGUAGAUCAUGGAGACGAGAGAGUAGUUCAAAUAAUGAACAGGAAUCCAAUCAAGCAGAUAUGCCUGUUUCAAUGGAAAACCCCUAUAAGGAGCCUCCUAAAAAGUGUGUCUUAUGUGGUGUAACUGUUGACUACAAGAAUAUACAGCUUUUAUCACAGUUUAUUUCGCCAUACACUGGUCACAUAUUUGGUCAUCAUAUAACAGGCUUAUGUAAAAAGAAACAAAAUGAAAUGGCAAAAGCCAUUAAAAGAGCUCAUUGCAUGGGAUUUAUGUCGGUUAUGCAUAAGGACCCAGUGUUUCGCAAUGACCCCAAAAUAUGUAAUAUUAAAUAUCCAGAAUAAAUUGUAUCAAUUAUGCCUAGCCCAUUUUUGUAAUUAGACUAUAUUUUUAGAAUGUUAAUAAAUGAGCUAUCAAUGUGUCC
Messenger RNA from Notechis scutatus (mainland tiger snake), 662 nucleotides. It is a transcript of the gene MRPS18C, whose product is annotated as mitochondrial ribosomal protein S18C. Lineage: Eukaryota; Metazoa; Chordata; Lepidosauria; Squamata; Elapidae. Gene Ontology annotation, cellular component: ribosome; mitochondrial small ribosomal subunit. Gene Ontology annotation, molecular function: structural constituent of ribosome; small ribosomal subunit rRNA binding. Gene Ontology annotation, biological process: mitochondrial translation. The record is from RefSeq and is a predicted model, not a curated record.